AAUGUUGAUCUCCCGACACCAAUGCAGCAGAUCGUCUGCUGUCAAUAUACUUGAAUAAAACUUUGAUCUCCAUACACCCAAGCGGCAGUCGUUGAUGUAAAUACUGUGGUAUUAUAGUGUGAUGAUGGAUCUUAAUAGCAAAUAAAUAGACGUGACAUUUAUUCAUUUAAUGCACAUUUUAGUGAAAUAAAUUAUUCCGAUUAGUGGCGAUAUGAUAUACAUAAUGAUGUAUAUUGCGUAUCUCCUGCACGCGACUUAACCAUCGUCUGCAGAUAAAGUUUUGUACCAUAAUCCAACUGCCUCGCUUCACUUGUUAGUAUUUGUUAGAGUCAUUCACACGUGGGGUGCUAUUGUAGUGUUAUAGAUAUGAGUUAAAACGCAGAUUUUAUUCUAUUUCAUUAGGAAUUUAUAAUGGAAAAACAUGCACAAUUCCUCCAAGGAAGUGUGAAAAAGAAAUCCGGUGGCAGGAUUAAAUGUACUGUGUGGAUAGUAGCCACUGUUGCCACAAGUUUUGUAUUUGUAUUACUUGGAUUUUUAGUAUGGUCAUUAGUUUCAUAUCAUCAACAUGUUGUUAAUUUAAAUUCUAGAGUGGAAUAUUUAGAAAAUGAAUUCUCAAACUAUAAAAAUGAAAUAAAUGUGAUAGUAGAAAGAAAAGUAGAGGAAUUAUUAAAUAAGAAAUUAAAACAUGUAGGAUAUUUACCUAACAGCGAAGAACAUGAUCGGGUCAGACGUCAGAGUAAUUGUAAUUGUCCACCAGGUGCCCCUGGACAGAAAGGAGACCAAGGCAAGACAGGAGACCGAGGUUUCAACGGUUUCCCGGGACAAAUGGGUGAAGGAGUACCAGGACCACAAGGACCAGCUGGACCAAAAGGAGAACCCGGUAGAGGAGAGAAGGGAGAGAAAGGAGUAACUGGAUUACCUGGAUUUAAUGGACUCCAAGGUGAAAAGGGAAUUAAGAGAUCUUUACGACGAUUCCAAGAUACCCUAGAUACAGAAUAUGGCAAUUUAAUAUCAUUAAAGGGUUCAGAUUUUGAAGUCAUAACAAUAAAGGGAGAGCCUGGAGACCCUGGAAAGAAAGGAGACCCUGGAGAAUUAGGACCUCCUGGUCCAAAGGGGGACACAGGGAUAGAUGGAAUGCCAGGAUUUGAUGCUCUACCUGGACCAACAGGACCAGCAGGACCACCAGGACCAAGAGGGCCAGCUGGAAAAGAUGGUCUACCAGGUCGAAAAGGGGAGAUUGGUUUACCUGGAAACCAUGGAUCUCAAGGAGAAAAGGGUCAAAAAGGCAGCAGAGGUAAAAAGGGUAAACGAGGUAGGCGAGGGAAGACAGGUAGACCAGGAGCUAAUGGUUUACCUGGACAGGUGGGAGAACAAGGAGACAAAGGAGACAUGGGAAAACCAGGACCUAAAGGAGGACAGGGAGACAGAGGAACACCUGGGGUAUCAGGAAGUAUAGGCAAGCCAGGACCUAGAGGUUUAUCUGGACUGAUAGGUAAAAAAGGUGAUUUAGGACCAGUAGGACCACCAGGUUUAGAUGGUCUAAUUGGGCCACCAGGAUUACCUGGACCUCCAGGUGAACCUGGCAUAUCUGGAGGAACAUUAGGGGAUGACGGGAAAAGUUUAAUGUUACAUGGACCACCAGGUCCCCCAGGGCCAAUGGGACCUAUGGGAUUGAGAGGACCUCCAGGAAUCAAGGGAGACAGGGGACCAUCAGGACCUAAAGGUGAAACAGGUGAAAAAGGCAAAACAGGCCUCAUUGGACCAAUUGGAUUACCUGGAGCGCAGGGGCCUCUAGGAGAUUCUGGCCCGGCGGGCGCUGAUGGAUCACAUGGUCCUGUGGGCCCACCAGGACCUCCCGGACCCAUGGCAACAGUUGAUGGUGUAUGUUCUUGUGAAAAGGGAGACAAAGGAGAAAGGGGAAGAAGAGGAAAAAGAGGAAAGAAAGGACCAACCGGCGACAGAGGACCUUCGGGUAGUCCUGGGUUAGAUGCCCCAUGUCCUGUUGGAGACAACGGUCUACCUCUACCUGGCUGUGGAUAUGGAUUAAAGGGACCUUGUCCAGUUGAUAAAGAUGGGAAACUACAGUGUGAUAAUAAGCCAUAACUUUGAAAAAGUGAACUGAAGAGAUAUUGACCAGAAAUAUUAACCAAAGAGAAAUAUAAUCAUUUUAUAAUCAUAUAAUUGUUAAUCUUAAUAUCAUUGUGUUUAUUGACAUUAGAAUUCAUCAGUCACCAAACUUGACAUACAUAUAAGACAAUUGUUAAAGGUAUUUUGUCAUUUUCUGUUAUUGUUUGAAGUGCCUUUUGUAAAGUCUGAAAUCCAUGAAAACUCAUGAAAACAUUUGUGAAGCUUUAGUUACAAAUAAAAGACAGCCAUAGUUCUAAUGAUUCGAUAAUUACACAAUUUUAAAAUUAACAUCUCAUGAACGGAGCAUAUUUAGUCUUUGUUAAGUA
Messenger RNA from Mytilus trossulus (common blue mussel), 2453 nucleotides. RefSeq names its product collagen alpha-1(XIII) chain-like. Lineage: Eukaryota; Metazoa; Mollusca; Bivalvia; Mytilida; Mytilidae. Bases 412 to 2103 code for a protein of 563 amino acids. The transcript is spliced from 27 exons. The record is from RefSeq and is a predicted model, not a curated record.